GCUAGCAAACGACUAACGGGCCAAAGUGAGACGCAUCAGUUUUACAAUCCAUUGAGGUGAGCUGGGACGAGAAUAUACAAGACUACAAUAUGGCGUUGCUAUAUCUGACGCUGCUUGGAAUGGUGUUUAUUUCCACCGAAGCAGCUUUCGUAGAGAUACAUCCUUCGAGAAUGAGGAGAGCUGUUUCUGUAGAUACGGAACGGCUGGAUGCUAUUGAAGAAAAACUGGACACGUUGAUCAAUGAUGACAGAACAAGCGCAUUGGAACAGACUGUAGAAGUCGUAUCGCGCCAGAUAAUGAUGCAGCAGUUGUAUGUUGAAGAACGCAUCCGUGGUGAAGGGCAGUCCGGUGUGAGGCAGGUAAGAAAUCGGGAAACAGGUUUCAAAUCUUACCACCAAAGGUCGUUUGGUGGAGGAGGUGUCGCAUCCAUACAUCAACACAAUAAUAACAUUCGUACGUGUGGACUUGGAGAAUUUACAGCAGUUCUCAAUGGCGUUGAAUUCCGUACUCGACACAACGAUUUUAGGCUUAAUAUGCCGAGCGAAACAAGCACAGAAUUCCACAAAAUACAGGAGGUGCCUUUCCCUGAUAUUCCACAAGCUGUCUUAGACCAGCCUAGUGUUGAUGGGCAAAUAUUAGAGAUGCGUGAAUGGUUCAAAGCUUGGAAGGAUCAGGAUCAUAGUGUUAGGGACUAUACGCAGUACUUCAAACCUGUCUUGUGUUAUUUAGAAGGCGCCUGGUUGGACCCAGAGGAGAGUCUAGAGUCAUUCUUUAGCGACAGGCAUUUCUUGGAUGCUUCGAGUUGGUUUGAUCUCCAAGAAAAAAUUAGAUAUACCUCAUACAGUGGAUCGAAGUCAAGACUAGAGAACAUUGCCUUCCUACCCGUCUCAAUUAUGGGUUUCGAUAAUGCAACCCAACCAGAAUUUGCACAAUGGAACUAUCGCAUCCUGUGCCAUCCAAUCAAGAAGGAAAUAAAAUUGGACAGACUUCGACUCAUCGAUGAUUUCAUGUUCAGAUUGGUUCGAAAUUUACCAAUGGAUAAAUAUGAGCAAUCGAGAAACGCAAGGUUUAGACUGAACUCUGAUGAUACUUCUGACUUUAAAAAACAUGCGCGAUCUGGACCAACAUUACUUGAUGAAAUUAUGAAAGAAAUACCAGGUAAAGACAAUUAUGUUGGGUCACUGACAGAUACGACAAUAGACGGUGAAGAAGUACUCGAUAUACAUACAAACGAUCCCUUGAAUGCAGCGUUUUAUCACAGAUUCUAUAGCUCGUCUGUUCCUGAUGCCAUGGGAGUCAAUGUUCUCCGCAGAGCAUUUUCCGAUGACUCUGUGUUUAUGGCAAAGACCUCGCAGAAGAGCGUUAGGGAGAUGGCUUUGGAAAAAUGUAACAAAGAUGAGCCAGACUAUGAUGCGACAAGAUGCAUUCUUAAAUCUCGCUGGAGCUUCGCUGUUCCGCUUGAAAUCAUCUGGUUAACCCCACUUAGUAAGUGGAAUCCAUACAAUAUACCAUACAAAGGAAACGCAUACGACAAUAACCAGCCAGAACAUAAAUUCGUUGAUGCAAAUGGUCGAAAUGGUGGCUUCAUGUCAAAUACUGCUUAUAACGGUACCAAUCAUCAGAUUUUCUACCAAACGCCAAUAGAGUUUUAUACCGGUAAGCCUGCUAAAGGAGGGGACGCUGCUGAUACAGCAAAAGAUGCCGUUGGAGUGCUGGACCAAGAGGGUAACGUACGUAAGGUAGCUGCAUCUGGUACUUACAUAUUAUUACCUGAAAUUCCAGGCGUAGGUAGCCUGAGGCAACGUUAUCCGAUAAUGCCAGUACACGAAGAGGGUUCAACUAAUUAUCAGGAAAUGGAAGCACUCCGAGAUUUGGUACAAGAGAGCACAACCCAUUCGACCUUGUACAGAGAAAUGUCACAUUUCGCAAACAUUGUACAACCUACACCAGGGCCUUUCCAAGCUAUCACUCUUGAAACUGGAGUAUCCACCUUAAGUCCACAUACCCACUUGGUUGAGCUGACAGCGGAUGACGUAGAGGUCGCCCAAAAUGGAGGAAUCGUAGAUGUCACUUCUGAGACAAAGAACAGUCAUUCACAUGCCUUGAAGAUAGCAUUUUCGACUGGUGAAUACUUCAUCUGGAGUUGUGAUGGAAAGGUUUCAUGUGGAGAUGGUCAUCCUAGAUUCCUUGUUGUCCCAUAAGCAGUCGACUUUAAAGCAAAUUUAAAUUAUGUUAAAGCGAUUUAAGCAUUGGAAUAAAACUGUAUAUUAUUGCAA
This is a messenger RNA of Owenia fusiformis, 2276 nucleotides long. Lineage: Eukaryota; Metazoa; Annelida; Polychaeta; Sabellida; Oweniidae. The record is from the annotation of a GenBank genome assembly.